AUGGCCGCCGAGCGCAAGCUGGUCCCCAGCGAUUUGAACACACUGUCAAUGCGAGAGAAGCCGCCGUUAGUGAACAAGACCCCUAUAGGAAAAGCAGAGCUCGCCCCAACCGACCCACCCCGCGACCAGCCUAACCCCGACCAGGCAGACAAUGUGGAUUGGAGAGCGGACCUGCUAUCAUACCUCCUCAGGGAAGUCCUCCCUGAUGACCAGAAUGCAGCUCGCCAAAUUGCAAGGCGUGCAAAAACAUUCGCCGUAAUUGAUAGCAAACUUUACAAGUGCAGUCCAUCAAAAACGGGUGUUCUCAUGAAGUGCAUCUCCAUUGCCCAGGGCAGGGAGCUCCUUCUUGAGAUACACUCGGGGAUUUGCAGACACCAUGCAGCACCACGAUCCUUGGUCAGAAAAGCCUUCCGACAGGGCUUUUACUGGUCUACAACCCUACGCAACGCGGAAGAAAUCGUCCGCGCAUGCAAGGGCUGCCAGUUCUACGCCAAACAAACACACCUGCCGGCUCAGGCCCUGCAAACAAUCCAUCAUGUGGCCAUUCGCGGUGUGAGGUCUGGAUAUGGUCAGACCACAGCAGAAGGUGCCGGGAGGAUUCACUGA
Panicum virgatum (switchgrass) is the source of this 606-nucleotide messenger RNA. RefSeq lists its product as uncharacterized. The record is from RefSeq and is a predicted model, not a curated record. The transcript has a single exon. NCBI's taxonomy places the organism in Eukaryota, Viridiplantae, Streptophyta, Magnoliopsida, Poales, Poaceae. The coding region runs from base 1 to 606 and encodes 201 amino acids.